Messenger RNA from Engraulis encrasicolus (European anchovy), 2003 nucleotides. Its product is annotated as trans-1,2-dihydrobenzene-1,2-diol dehydrogenase-like. Bases 52 to 1032 code for a protein of 326 amino acids. Gene Ontology annotation, molecular function: nucleotide binding. The record is from RefSeq and is a predicted model, not a curated record. NCBI's taxonomy places the organism in Eukaryota, Metazoa, Chordata, Actinopteri, Clupeiformes, Engraulidae. The transcript is spliced from 8 exons.
AGGAUCUCUGCUUGCACUCUCAAGUACUCACUUCCACGUGCAGCUGGAGAUAUGGCUACCCGCUGGGGCAUCUGCAGCGCAGGGAAGAUCAGUCACGACUUCGUGGUGGCACUGAAGACCUUGCCUGCGAGUGAACAUCAGGUGGUUGCAGUGGCUGCUCGAGACAUCAUACAAAGUCAGAACUUUGCCAAAAAACAUGGCAUCCCACGAGUGUAUGGAAGUUAUGAAGAGCUGGCCAAAGAUCCAGAGAUAGACGUGGUGUACGUGGGCACUAUCCAUCCUCACCACCUGAGUGCAGGCCAGCUUUUCAUGACGGCUGGCAGGAGUGUACUGAUCGAGAAGCCGCUCGCUAUGAAUGCAGUCGAGGUGGCAGAGCUCAUCUCCACCGCACAGAACAGUAAUGUCUUUAUGAUGGAGGGCAUCUGGACGCGCUUCUUCCCUGUGUCAGUGGAGAUCCGGCGCCGCCUGGCUGCGGGGGAGGUGGGGGAGGUGCAGAUGGUGCAUGCCAACCUGGGCGCUCCCCUCAAACAUAUCCCUCGCCUGGUGGAGAGAGACCUGGGUGGAGGGGCCAUUCUGGAUCUGGGAGUCUACUGCCUGCAGUUUGUACUCAUGGCAUUCGACGGGGAGAAGCCAGAGUCUGUGCAUGCGGUUGGGAAUGAUUUCUCUCCAGGAGUUGAUGAAAGCAUGGUUAUUGUUCUGAAGUUUCCUGGCAAGAGGAUGGCGGUGUGCACCUGCUCCAUCUCCACGAUGCUGACUAACGAUGCUGUCAUCCAGGGGUCAAAGGGCAUCAUCAAAGUGCCGGACCACAUGUGGUGCCCCACAACAGUGGAGGUAAACGGGGAGGUGAGCGAGUACCCCCUCCCUGAGCCUCCAAUGCCCCUCAACUUCAUCCACAGCGCUGGCCUACGCUAUGAGGCUGAGGAGGCGCGCCGCUGCCUGCUUCAAGGGUUGAAAGAGUGUCCUGUGAUGUCAUGGUCACACUCCAGAGUCCUGGCUGACAUCAUGGAUGAGGCCAGAAGAGUGAUGAAAUGACACGACCAACAGAUGCAAACAAGGCCACUGCUGACUGUGCCUCCAACGCAAUCCGGACAAGCAGGAACGACUCAUCGCUGGGGUGUGAGCGUUUGGCAACGUUGGCUGCUUCUCACUACGUAGUGUGGAAGCAUAACAAGCAGGAGAGAGGAGAGACAUGAAUGCCUUCCGCUCCAAGACCUAUGAUCAGUCACUCACAUUUGUGUAAAUGAGUAAUGAAUCUAUCACAGGACAUCAGAUCCAGUGCUUGGUGCUUACUCAGACCAAACCCACUUUUGUUUAUGUUCUCCUGACUGAUUGCACACAUUUUUACCCAAUGUCAUACAAUACCGAUACAGUGUCAGUCCAAACUCCAAACACUCGUCUCUCUGCUUCUUUAAACAUUUUCAAAUCGGACCUAGGCCUACUCUUACACAACAUUCUUGAAAAUCCAUAGGCCUAAAUAUCUCAGAGUUUCUUUUUGGAGACAUGAACAUGGACUGUACAGUAAAAAAAACCAAAAGGAUUAUUACAGAGGUUGGUCUAUAACUUGAAUAAAGUUGAUGAUUUAAAAGGCAAGACUGUGAAACAUUAUUUUGACCCCACAAUAGAAGACCUUGAUACAAUAGACCUGUCAUGAGCAGCGAGUGAUUUCUAACAGAGACGUAAGCAAGGGACUUUGUUACAAUAGGCCCAUUGUCAAGUGUGAGAGAAAACAGCAUGGAACCGCUCAGUGUAGACCCAGGAGAAAUCACUCCACAACAAUAAAUGACUGCAUAACCAUGAUGACUUACUAAAGGAAGGGGCUGGGUUGUGAAUGAGGCCCAUUUCACAUGGCCUUGACCUAGCCAUAAUUAUUCUCAGUAGCAGUUACAGUUCUAUAGUACUUAUGUUACACUACCACAGAUAGGCCUACUUUUAGGCUGAGCUCAGUAACUUCUAUAGGCAAUUGCUUUUAUGACUGGUAGGCCUAUACCAAGGAAGGACUUGUU